AUGCGCGUGCGCAAUGCCACCUGGCCCCAGUGGACUCAUGAUACGGCGCUUACUCUUCGACAAGCCGCUGGCGGCAGUUUCGAUCUGGUCUGCAGGGGCGGAGGUGCGGGCAACGUGUCGCAGUGGACGCAGAACGGCACGCUCUCGACCAGCAUCAACUCGGGUGUUCAGAUUGUCUGA
Messenger RNA from Acanthamoeba castellanii str. Neff, 180 nucleotides. RefSeq lists its product as uncharacterized. Bases 1 to 180 code for a protein of 59 amino acids. The transcript is spliced from 4 exons. NCBI's taxonomy places the organism in Eukaryota, Discosea, Longamoebia, Acanthamoebidae. The record is from RefSeq and is a predicted model, not a curated record.